Messenger RNA from Gavia stellata (red-throated loon), 7890 nucleotides. It is a transcript of the gene STAB1, whose product is annotated as stabilin 1. Gene Ontology annotation, biological process: cell adhesion. NCBI's taxonomy places the organism in Eukaryota, Metazoa, Chordata, Aves, Gaviiformes, Gaviidae. The record is from RefSeq and is a predicted model, not a curated record. Bases 64 to 7890 code for a protein of 2608 amino acids. The transcript is spliced from 69 exons. Gene Ontology annotation, molecular function: hyaluronic acid binding; calcium ion binding.
UCUUACAGAAAUUGCAGCCUCUAUCGCCACCCCUUUUGUGGAAAGGGUCCUGCCUGUAAAAGCAUGAAAAUGCAUCCUCCUGGAUUGCUGUUUUUCUUCUUAGCAGUAUGUUCCACUCCCACAGCUGACUGCCAGACUCAGAAGUUAAAAUCCAUGCGAUGUAAUAUCAAGACGAUGUUUACGUUGAAUACAGCAUGUACUGCUUGUGCUGCAGCGCCUAAAAUGUUGUGUCCAAGAGGCUGGUUAAAGACCACCCAAGGAUUAGGAGUGAGGGACUGCAGAUACACUGUCAAGUUAGCGGAGAAUACCCUUUCCCAGCCAGGGUGCCAUCACAUGUGUAAGAAGGAAAUUGAGGAGAAAAAGUGCUGCCCAGGAUUCUGGGGUACAGAGUGCUAUGAGUGUCCAGGUGGCUCUCAAAAUCCCUGCAAUGGCCAUGGGACAUGCUUGGAUGGUAUGCAGCAAAAUGGGACCUGCAUCUGCAAGGAGCAAUACAGUGGUUUUGCCUGCCAGAAUUGUCGAGAUGAAAAUCGCUUUGGCCCAGACUGUCAGUCAGUGUGUGACUGUGUGCAUGGGGAAUGCAACAGCGGCGUCGCUGGGAAUGGAAGCUGCACGUGCUAUGGAGGCUACACUGGCCCCAGAUGUGACCAAGAGCUUCCCCUUUGCAAAGGCGUGACAUGCGAGGCCAACAGCGAGUGUGUAGUAAGGGAUGGGACAGCGAUGUGUGACUGCAAGCUGGGCUACAGAAAAAGUGGGAGCACUUGCCAAGCUGAGGAUCCUUGUGCUGCUUCUCCAUGCUCCCCCUUCGCUGUAUGUAAGGUUCUUGAACCACGAAAGUAUCAAUGUACCUGCAAGGAAGGAUUUCAAGGAGAUGGGAAGAUUUGCCAGCCUAUAAACCCUUGUGUUGACAGCAAUGGAGGGUGCCCGGAAAACUCUACUAUUUGUAUUUACAGACGUCCAGGAGAGGCAUCUUGUGUUUGCAGGCCUGGGAUGAGUAGGAGAACUCCAUCGUCCGAGUGUUCUGUAUUUCCCAACGAUUGCCGGCAGUAUUUUUGUGACAUGACUUCCACGUGUGAAAUUAAUUCCCAGGGGAAUCCUAGUUGUGUGUGCAAAGAAGGGGAGAUUGGAGAUGGGAGAAGUUGCUAUAAAGAUCUCUUGAGUGAGAUAAAUCAGCAAAAUUCACGAGGAAGGUUUGCUAGGAAAUUAAACGUCGCCAGAAAAAUGUUUGCUGCUGGUUGCUCAGCGUUGCUGACUAAAUACGGGCCUUUCACAGUCUUUGUACCAUCCCUUCUUCUGAUUCAUGAUAAAAUGGAAUUUAACGAUACCACUGCUGAGCAUUUGUGCAGAAUGCACAUUGUUCCUGGUCUGCAUUUAGUAGAAGACAUGGUAAAAGCCAAGACUGUGUGGACCUUGUCAGGACAUCAGCUAACAUUCAGCAGCCAGACGUACAUCAAAUCAUUUCGAUAUCAAGACCUGCCAGGGGAACUGUACAGUAUUUUGCAAUCGAACCUUCCAGCCGCCAAUGGCAUCAUGCAUAUUGUUAACGCCCUAAGGAAAAAAACCAGCACUGACAACCUCGGAAACCCACAGAAAACCAUUGGUGAGAUCCUUGCUUCAAUGGAGAUCUUCAGUAGAUUUGAAACUAUACUGGAGAACUGCGGCCUGCCUGCAAUACUAGAUGGACCAGGUCCCUUUACCGUAUUUGUACCCAGCAAUGAUGGUGUGGAUAAGUUGAGAGAUGGAAGGCUCAUUUAUCUUUUCACAGAGGGCAUAAAUAAGCUUCAGGAACUUGUGAAACAUCAUAUCUACACUUCAGCAGCGGUGACUGUAGAGAAACUGAUAAUGAUGCCUCACAUUGUUACUAUGGCUAACCAGAUAGUUACCAUCAACAUCAGCGGAGAUGGAAGAAUUCUGAUGGAUGAAUCAGGGAUCCCCUUAAACAUGCGAGACAUUGUGGCAUCAAAUGGUAUUAUUCAUACCUUGGACGGCAUCUUCAUCCCUCCUUCAAUAAUUCCCAUUUUGCCUCACAGAUGCAAUGAAGAGCAACAUAAAAUCGUGACGGGCUCUUGUGUGGAUUGUGAGGCCCUCAACAACAGCGUUUGCCCACCUGGCAGCAGAGAAAUGGAACCAGAGCUCUUCCCAAAAGAAUGUGUCUACAUCCAUGAUCCACAAAACCUGAAUGUCCUGAAGAAGGGAUGCGCCAGGUACUGCAAUCAAACCGUCAUGAAACCUGGAUGCUGCAAAGGAUUCUUUGGUCCGGACUGCAUGCCAUGCCCAGGGGGAUUUUCCAGUCCAUGUUAUGGCCGGGGAAAUUGCAGCGAUGGCAUACAAGGGAAUGGCAACUGCCACUGCUUUGAAGGUUUCAAAGGAAUAGCCUGCCACAUCUGCUCAAACCCAAACAAGCAUGGCGAGAACUGUGAUGAAGAUUGUGGCUGUGUCCAUGGUGUCUGUGACAACAGGCCUGGCAGCGGUGGUGUGUGUCAGUCCUGGUCCUGUAAGGAAGGCUAUACUGGGAAAUUCUGUGACAAGACAUCCAAGAACUGUGGCCCAAGCGGGCUGUCCCAGUACUGCCACCAGAACGCUGUCUGCAGCCUCAAUGACACAGCAAGGUGCAUCUGCAUGGAUGGAUAUGAAGGUGACGGGUUUUCCUGCCAGCCCAUAGACCUGUGCAGUCAGCCAGAACGAGGAGGCUGUUCACAGAAUGCCCUGUGCACCAGUACGGGCCCCGGCACCGCUACCUGCCAGUGCAACACAGGCUGGACUGGGGAUGGGAAAGCCUGCGUGGCUAUCGACAACUGCAUGCUGGAGAGCAGAGGGAACUGUCACAUCAACGCUGACUGCAUUUAUAUUGGCCCUGGCCAGAGCAAGUGUGUCUGCAAGAGGGGUUAUGCUGGCGAUGGCCACAACUGUGAUGCAAUCAACCCAUGCCUCAUGGACAACGGUGGCUGCCACGACUUGGCUAUGUGUGUACCCCUUGGAGGAGGAGAGAGAUCUUGCGCUUGCCCUCAAGGCUACAUGGGAGAUGGCAUGACAUGCUACGGGGACAUUCUAAAAGAGCUGGCCAGGAAUUCCCACUUCGCAGGCUUCUAUGACUGGCUUAAGAAAUCUCUCUUCAGCAUCCCAGCAGGAACCAAUGUCACUGCCCUGGUGCCAUCGGAGGCAGCUAUCAAAAACUUGAGCAAGACUGAGAAAGAUUUCUGGUUGACCCCUUACAUGCUGCCAUUUUUAGUCAGGGCCCACUUUCUUGAAGGUGUCUUCACUGGUGAAAAGCUCAAAAAGUACGACAGGCCAGAAUUACCCACCCUCAACCCACAGACCAGAUGGCAGAUAAACACCAGGAGCGGUGUAGUAACCAUCCAGAACGCAAGUAUAGUUGUCAGCGACAUCCCUGCCAGCAACGGCAUUAUUCAUGCCCUCAGUAAGGUGUUGUUCCCGCCUUCAGGAGGUAUCCCACAGAGUCCCCCAGGUCUGCAGAAACAGCUUGAGACAGUUGCCUCAUUCAGCACAUUCAAGGAGUUGCUACAGCAAUACCAGCUCACUGGAAAAAUUGAGUCCUCUGAAAAAUACACAGUUUUUGUUCCUGGAAAUAAUUCCAUCGAGGAGUACUGCCGUGCUGCCAAUGUGACACAGUUGGACAAUGAGACAGUGCAGUACCACAUUGUACUGGGAGAGAAGCUCUUGCCCACGGACUUGAGAAGUGGAAUUCAUAAGAACAGCAUGUUAGGGCUCUCCUACUGGCUAAUGUUUUAUCAAAACAGCACCCAGAAGUUUGUCAAUAAUAUUCCUUUGGAUGGAAAAUUUCUUGAGACGAAGAAUGGCAUGUUGAUCGGGGUUUCACAGGUCCUCCAGAUACAGAAGAAUCGUUGCACUGCCAAUACCACCACCAUACAAAAGUCAAGAUGCGGCAAGUGUGAGAAGGGGAUCAAGUGUCCCUCUGGAUCAGUUCUUGUGGAAUUGCCAGGCAGCAAGAAUCUUGCUCGCUGUGAAUUACAUUCUGGGAAUAAAAGAAUACUUGGCUGCCAUUUCAUCUGUGCAAAAGUUUCUCUGAGGUCCGUCUGCUGCCCCGGCUACUAUGGACACAUGUGCGAGAUGUGCCCAGGGAAGCCAGGCCAGUGGUGCUCUGGGAACGGGGAAUGCCAGGACGGCAUCGAGGGCGGUGGAGAGUGCCGAUGCUUGGAGGGUUUCCAUGGCACUGCCUGUGAAAUGUGCGAAGUGGGCCGAUACGGAGCUGACUGCAAAUCAGAAUGUGCCUGCGACAAUGGCAUAUGUAACGAUGGACUUCAAGGGGACGGAAGCUGCGAGUGUUUCCCGGGGUGGAAGGGCCCUACCUGCCAAGAAAGAAUCGAGAUUGACUUAUGCAAUAACACUUGCCAUCAAAUGGCCAACUGCCUCAAUAGUUCCACAGAUGCCCCACCUACAUGCUUCUGCUCCGCUGGAUACACAGGGAAUGGGACCCAUUGCACAGAAAUAGAUCCAUGCACUAUCGAUCAUGGUGGCUGCUCCGUACACGCUGUGUGUACUAAAGUGUCCCCAGGAGAGAGAACCUGUGUUUGUAAGGAAGGCUAUGCUGGAGAUGGGACGCUCUGCAUGGAAAUUGAUCUCUGUCUCGAAAGCAACGGGGGCUGCCACACCAAUGCAGAAUGCAUUAAAACAGGCCCAAGGAAGGUUGCCUGCAACUGUCUUCCUGGUUACAGUGGGGAUGGUGUGAGCCAGUGCAACCCCAUCAACUUGUGUGAACAGAACAACGGAGGCUGUAGUCCGUUUGGGCUCUGCAAGUAUACAGGCCCUGGCACUCGAAACUGCUCCUGCUCUUGGCACAGUAUCGGAGAUGGCUUCACUUGCCAUGGCAAAGUGUAUCAGGAGCUUGGAAGGAUUGAAGACGCGUCCGUGUUCUUUAAGAUGAUACUGGCAGAAAACAUCAAGGAGCUAAGUGGGGCAGGGCCUUUCACUGUCUUCGUCCCACGGACAGAUUUCAUAGGAAACACCACAACAUUUGAGGAGUGGAGGAGCAGAGGUCUCCUCCGGGACCUGCUUCGCUACCACAUGGUGGGUUGCCAGAAAUUGCUGUCCAGUGACCUGGAAGCCCAGGAGUCCCUUACAUCUUUAUCUGGCCACAAAAUAAAGGUCACAGUGAAAGAGAAUAGCAUCUAUCUCAAUGAGGAAGCCCAAGUGGUUGUGAGUGACAUCAUCGGUGUGAAUGGGGUCAUUCAUUUCAUCAACAAGAUCCUCAUUCCAAGUGACCUGGUGGACCGUAACAUUUCCUCAAAGAUCUCACGGCAAGAUAUCACGGAAGUGGCAGAGGCCUUUGGGUACACCAUUUAUAGCAAGCUGCUGCAGGACGCGGAGCUGCUGCCACUAGUUAGUGACCCCCUGCAUAGACCCUUCACCAUGCUGUGGCCCACAGAUGCUGCAUUUAAUGCCCUCUCAGAGAAAAGGCAGAAGUGGCUGUACCGCAGAGAGCAUCGUGACGUGUUGGCCUCCUACCUCAAAGCACACAUGAUCAGGGACACAAAGAUUGUUGCUGGUAACGUGCCCCAAGUUGAAUCCAUACGGACCAUGCAUGGCUCCACCAUCUCAUUCAGCUGCAGCAAAACCCAUGUGGGGGAGCUUCUGGUGGGAAACGGUGAUGCCAUCAUCAUCCAGAGGCACAUGGAAUUCAAUGGGGGCAUUGCUUAUGGUAUCGAUAGACUGUUGGAGCCACCGGAUCUGGGAUCUCGGUGUGAUGAGUUCAUCUUUGCUGAGCUGCAGGGAUCUAUGGAGAGCUGCGGACUCUGUGGUUUUGAGCCACCCUGCCCUGCUGGCUCUGUUCAACAGGGGAAAACCAGGCACUGCUACUAUUAUGGAAACCAGCUGCUGAGAAACACUUUUCUGUUUCACCGCAACUCCCUAUUGCGGCCAUCCUGGCCGCCCUCCCUGUGGGACCCCCUCAGAAGACACUUCUCUUCCAGGGGGCCUCUGAAACGAGGCUGCAAGAGGAGCUGUGUUUCUACCCAGUGGGUCCCGCAGUGCUGUGCGAACCACUAUGGCCGUGACUGUUGGGCAUGUCCAGGAGGGCUGGAGGCGCCGUGCAGUAACCGUGGUACCUGCGAUGACAAAAUUGGUGGCUCGGGGAGAUGCAACUGCAGCCAGGCUUUCAUCGGGACCAGCUGUGAGCUGUGUGCGCCAGGCAGAUACGGGCCGAACUGCCAAGAGUGUAACUGCACUGAGAAUGGCGUGUGCAACGGAGGACUGCAUGGCGAUGGCUUCUGCUUCUGUGCCGAGGGCUGGACCGGAGACCACUGUGAAAUCAGACUAGUCAUGACGCCCACUUGCUCUCCACCAUGCCACCCCCAGGCUGUCUGCCGCUCUGGCAACCUCUGCGAGUGCAACCUACACUAUGAAGGAGAUGGGAGAAUGUGCUCAGUGAUCGACAUGUGCAGCCAGGACAAUGGGGGCUGCGCCAGGCACGCACAGUGCACGCAGGUUGGCGUGAACGUCUCCUGUGCCUGUGCCUCUGGGUACACAGGCGAUGGCUACGUCUGCAACCCCAUAGACAGGUGUGCGGAUGGUAGGAACGGGGACUGCAGCCAGCACGCCAACUGCAUCAGCACUGGGCCUAACGAGCGGCGCUGCGAGUGCAAGCGGGGCUACAUCGGUGAUGGGAUCCAGUGCCUGGAAGAGGCUGUGCCCCCCACGGACCGGUGCCUGGAAGACAAUGGGCAGUGCCAUCGGGAGGCCAUUUGCACCGACCUGCACUUUCAUGAUAAGACUAUGGGCGUAUUUCAUCUGCAGUCACCCCGAAAAAAGUAUGACUUCACUUACGAGCAGGCUCAGAAGGCCUGUGCUGCAGAAGGCGCUUCCCUGGCCACUUUCCAGCAGCUCUCGGCAGCACAGCAGAUGGGAUUCCAUCUGUGCUUGGUGGGUUGGCUGGAUAACGGCACAGCUGGAUACCCCACAGCCUACCCCAACCCCAGCUGUGGGGCUAACCGAGUGGGCAUCGUGGACUAUGGCUCCCGAAGCAACCUGAGCGAGACCUGGGAUGCGUUUUGCUACCGGGAGAAGGAUCAGACUUGCAGCUGCCGUGAUGGGUUCGUGGGAGAUGGGUAUUGGUGCAGCGGCAAGCUCCCUGAUGUGCUCGCAGACCACGCUCGCUUCUCCACCUUCUAUUCCAUGUUGCUCAAUUUUGCCAAUGACACGGAAGAAGGACUGGAUUUUUUCAUCUAUUUGUCUGAUGACUCCACUCCCAAAACUCUCUUUGUCCCUCUGAAUUCUGGCUUCACAGACAAUGAAACGCUGACAGGAGAAGAACUGAAGCUCCAUGUGUCAUCCAGCAAUGUCGUCCUCUUCAGCUUCAACCUCACAACGGGCACCAUCAUCCCGUCCCAGUCAGGAUAUGACCUCCAUGUAUCAGACCUCCCAAUGGGCAACAGUACAGAGCACUCAGACACCAGGGGGAUCAAUGACACGAUGAUUGUGGAGUGGGAUAUCAUAGCUUUCAACGGCAUCAUUCACGCAAUUGCAGAGCCACUGAGGAUCCCAGCGCCUGUUGUGCAUCUUGGUCAGGUGAACGGCAUGGCGCAGGCAUCGGGCUCUGUGGCCAAAGGGACGUUGUCAGCGCUUUGCUUUGCGCUGGUGCUGGCCGCCGGUGCCGGUGUUGCCUAUUACUGCGUGAAGAGGCGGCGGCGGGAGGAGCAGUUCGGGUACUUUCAGGCGGACCUGCGCGCAGACGAGGAGGAGGAAGAAGCGGUGCCGGAGCAGGAGCGCGCGGGGCUGCGUGCCGCCAGGCCCCGCCCCCAGCGGCCGCUCGUCGCCAUCCCCAACCCGCUCUACGGCGGCCACGCCCCCGACUACGAACCGCUGCACGACUCGCUCCUGGCGGAUGCCUGCACCGACACCCGCGGCUUCCUGCAGUGA